Messenger RNA from Cebus imitator (Panamanian white-faced capuchin), 937 nucleotides. RefSeq lists its product as uncharacterized. Bases 1 to 660 code for a protein of 219 amino acids. The record is from RefSeq and is a predicted model, not a curated record. The transcript is spliced from 5 exons. NCBI's taxonomy places the organism in Eukaryota, Metazoa, Chordata, Mammalia, Primates, Cebidae.
AUGGGACCUGUUGACCUUUGUUCCCACAAGGAUAAGGAUUCUCUGAUAAAGACAGUUCAGGAUGGAGUUGCAGCAGAGAUAAGGAUGCAUAUAGCAGUUUUGGGUCUCGAGAGUCAAGAGGAAGGUCUGGUUAUUUCAGUGACCGUGGAAGUGAAGCUAAACAAGAAGUGCCUUCUUGGUUGGAACAUAUGGCUUAUAAACACCACCACAAGGGUGGCAAUCGCGGACAAUCUAAAAGAUUCAGCGGAGGAUUUGGUGCUAGAGACUAUCGACAGAGUAGUGGUUCCAGCAGUUCUGGCUUCAGUGGUAGUCGUGCAAGCAGCAGCCACAGUGGUGGAGGUGGUUACGGCAAUAAUAGAGGAUUUGGUGGAGGUGGCUAUGGAGGCUUCUACAACAGUGAAGGAUAUGGAGGAAAUUAUGACUUCCAAGGGGUUGACUGGUGGGGCAACUGAAUCUGCUUUGCACCAAAGUCACCCUUACAAACAAGCUAAUAUGGAAACCACAUGUAACUUAGCCAGACUGUAUCGUGUAGCCUCCAGAACUUGCAGUACAUUACCAGCAUUAAUUGUCCUGAAAAUUCAGGGGAGCUCGAAGUCACAAGAAGAAAAACGAAAGGAAAUAAAACAGCAGCCCUAUUCAGAAAUUGGUUUGAAGACUUAAUUGCUGUAGUUUGGAUUUAACUCUUCCCCUCUGGCUUUCGUCCCACCCCAAACUGCAUUUAUAAGUUUGUGGCUAAGGAUCGUUUUGUUUGUUAAGGUUCUGUGACUUUAACUUUAGACAACUUAUUACUUUGAUGUCCUGUGGGAUCAGUAAUGCUCAUGUUACCCACUGUUUUGACAAAAUAAAUUUACUAAACUUGGUCUAAAAUCAAAUGUUGGCACACAGGUGUGAUACAACUUCAACAGGAAUCAUCAAUUCAUCCAUAAAUAUAAAUGGG